This is a messenger RNA of Vollenhovia emeryi, 8595 nucleotides long. RefSeq names its product serine/arginine repetitive matrix protein 2-like. The transcript is spliced from 10 exons. The coding region runs from base 1 to 7125 and encodes 2374 amino acids. Gene Ontology annotation, biological process: chromatin remodeling. NCBI's taxonomy places the organism in Eukaryota, Metazoa, Arthropoda, Insecta, Hymenoptera, Formicidae. Gene Ontology annotation, molecular function: protein binding. The record is from RefSeq and is a predicted model, not a curated record. Gene Ontology annotation, cellular component: CERF complex.
AUGACCACAAUACUCGAGAGUUUCACUAUCCCGCGGCUAGUCGACACACUUGAACAAUUUGUCGUACGACAAAUAUUAAGGCCCAAACACAAUGGCAGGCAACAGGAGCAGGGAGUAGAAUUUCUGACGUUGGAUUGGUUGGGUGAGAAUUUCCGACGAGUCCAACGUUUAAGAAAAUUCUACUCCCUAUUCCCAUUGCCUGUUGGCUGGCAAUGCGCGACAGGCUUUAGCCUUAGUCAGAAGUUGGAACUGCGUGUCGAUCCUUUUUCUUUCUGGGUGAAAGCAACAGAAGCGACGUGUAGUUCUGACAACUCGUUGCAGGCCAGGCCUGAGAUUGAUCAGUACGGCUCGUCUGACAAAGAAACUGACAUUCAAUCGUGGUGGGAGGUGCCAAGUAUAGCACACUUUUGCUCAUUAUUUAGAGCUGCCUUCAAUCUUCUGGAUUUUGAUAUUGAGGAUCUGGAAGAGGCUUUGUUGACGGACGGCGGUACCGAAGGACGGCUGCUUCAGGAACUGAUAGUAAAGUUACUGGAGGGUUGCUUGCCAAAUGACACCCGCAAUGACAUCUCCACCUUUAAUUAUCAGAUGUUUCUGCGUAGACUCUUUCGGAAGAAAUGUCAAGAAUACAAGUGCGAAAAUCCUUUCAAUACGGACGUAGACUUCGAAUUGUUACCGCUUCGUCAGAAGGUAGAGAUACUACGCGCGCUCUGUGACUUUAGGCUCGACGCCGAAGACGUAGAGCAGUCGUUGAGCAACUUGGACUCGGACAGCCUGCGAGUCGAACCUUUGGGACAUGAUCGUAAGAAUUCUGCCUACUGGUACUUCUACGGCACUCGACUGUACCGGGAGGACUACGUUGUUACUUCUAACAGUGCCUCACACAAGCAGAAAAGUAAGCCAAGGGACAGAAAGCGUAAGAAACGACGGAACCGAGUGGCGAAGGAGGAACAGGAAGAGGAAGAGAAGGAGGAAGCUAGUUUAAUAAACAGCGGGAGCAACGGGCGCGAGAGCGUUUGGCAGGUUGUUUGCUUCACUCAGCAAGAUUGGAGCAGGCUGGUUGAAAAAUUUCGCGAUUCGGAAUACGACACCGAACGCAAGCUUUAUCGCACGUUGUCCGAGGACUUCAUGCCGGAAAUACCGAAAUUGUUUGAUCUGAAAGAGAAACAGCAGCGACGUAAGCUAUUACAACGUAAUAGCUCGCGAGUGCUUCGUAGCCAGGAACCUGCUACACAGAUGGACGCAGUCAUGGUCAGAUCCAAGAUCAGGACUAAAACGACCAAAGGGACUAAGAAAGGGACCCAAGCAUCGAAAUCUUAUAUUAAGGAGGACGCCACUCCGCCGCUACCGGCUCCACCGGUCCAGAAAAAGGGCCGGCAAACGAACAACUCUCUGGCCUCGGCUGUCGGCCAGAUCGUAAUUCACACCAGGGAUGAGGUAGAGGACCUGGAGAAGAAGAAGAAAGGCGUCGGUAAUCACGGCGAUGGCAAUUACGUGUCGUGUAACUACGGCUACAAGUACGGCUACUCGUUCGGAAUCGAAGAGGAGGAGCGUUGCGUCGGUAUGCACAAGGUUCUCGAAAGUAUUAAGGAUCACGUGGACGCCUGGCCAUUUAUUGAGCCGGUGGAUGAGGACUAUGCGCCAAGGUACUAUAGUGUGGUACGCAGGCCAAUGGAUCUGAAAACUAUGGAGGAGAAGCUGGAGAAUGGCUCGUAUAAGAAUUUAAGUCAGUUUAAGCGCGACUUUCGACUUAUCGUCGACAACUGCAGACAGUACAAUGGUUCUGAUAACGAAUACACGGAUAUGGCGGUUAAUCUUAAGGAAGCCUUCGACAAAGCCGUGAGUCGAUAUUUGGAAUCGGAAACGUCCAGUGACGAAGAUCCUACAUCGCCUCCGUCACUGGCCGGAUCACCUACGUCUUUAUCGUAUCCCUCGCGUCAUUUAUCGUCUUUGCACCAUAACGCACGAAAACGUUCGAAAAAAUCAACGAAAAAGUCCAAGUCGUAUAAACCUGAAAGUAAAGCAAAGUCUAAGAGUAACGAAAAGGUGGACGAGGAUGAAAAAAGAAACAAAAGUAUUAAAGUUGCGAAGAAGAAGAGGGGAAAGAAAAAAGGGAAAAAGGUGAAAGAGGAGGAAUCGGACGAGGAUGAGGAGGAGCAGGAAGAUCGGGAAAGCGAGGAUUCAAUAUCCGAGACUAGUACCGUGACGUCGAAGAGAAGAAAAAAUAUUGAUGUAAAUAGUUUACUUAAAACCAAAAAGCUAUCGAAGGAAACGGAAGAAUUAAAAGCGUCUAAUAAAAAGGCGAGCAAAGAGCGGCAUCAGUCGAAAAAAGACUCAGAAAUUGUACGGUCUGCCAAAGAAACGAAGGAGAACAAGAAACGAAAGGAGAAUUUCGAGGAAGAUUACGAACCUCCGGUAAUUGCGAAGAGUAAAAGUAGAAAGAUAGAAAAGAAGGAACUUGAAGAAACUGCGAUAUUGAUAGACAACGCGAAGAAAAGCAAGUUGAGAAAGAUUGAGGUGGAAGAAAGUGACACGGUAUUCGAAGAGAGCAAGAAGCAAUCUUCCCAUGUCAAAACGAAAAAGAGCCGUAAGAAAGAAAAGUCGAAUUUGAAGACUGUAACCAAGUCUGACGAAAAGUCCGACAAGGGCCACAUGAAGCAAAAGAAUAAGAAAUCAAAACAAAAGAACGAGGAAUUAAAGAAUGGAGAAUUAAAAAGUCAAAAGGAUCCCAAAGAUGUAGAGUUAGAAACUGUUUUAGACUCCAAACAUACCCACAUCUCCAAGAAAAUCUCCACAUUCAUUGGUAAUAAAGACGUAGACUCGCUUGAUAGUUUAAAAGAUAAGAUAAGCGAUAGAAGACGAGAGGAAAAAUUAAAGAAUGAGAAAGAGAAGCAAAGAAAAGCGAAAGGUGACGUUCAUGGUGUCUAUUCAAAAAAAGUGCCUUCAAACAGUAGUACUUUCCACGACAAUGAUAAAGAAACUAGUGCAAAGCGAUCAAAGUCGAAGAAAAGUACGAAGGAAGAUAAGGUUGCGGAUGACGGGACUAAGAAGCACGAUCCGGAAAUCAGUGAAAAUAAAAAAAGCACUCAUGCUAAACAUACCAAAGGAUUGGGAGCCGAAGAGAGUCCUGCGAUUCAAGCAUUAAACCAAGCGACGGAGAAAACACUUCAUGAUAUUAACAAGUGGCUUGACGACGCGCCCAGACUCUCGGGAUUCUCGUCUGGCAGUGACUCGCCAGUGCUUCACACCUCUUCCAUCGAGUCUAAUCGACCAGGAUCCAAAGUCGAGGCUGUGCGAAAGAGACCAAGUUCCAUCAAGAUAUUUGGUCCUCAUGGACCGAAUAGGCCGAAGAAGAUACAGCGCACGAUCGAUCGUUUGCAGCCCGGUAAAAGCAAGGGGAAUUUACUUCUGAAGAAACCGCUUAACGCGCCCAGCACCAAUGCCAAUGAUGCCGCGAGCUCUACUAGUGAUAACGAUCAGUCUAACAAGGAUAACGACGAGGAGCCGAAGCUCAGUUUAGGUACUGUGCUGAAAAACGUGGAUUCCAUCCAGUUGAUCUGCAAGAGUCUGGUGUCGUCGCCGAAUCCGAAUUUGUCGAACGACGACGAGGAAGAGGAUCACUCUCUUGCGACACAAGCGUCCAAUGUGAAGGAGGAGAAAACGGGGGGGAGCGCGAAGGAAGCCACGAAAGCGUCAGGCACGGCGGAGGAGAAGGACGCGGCUCGAUCCGGUACGGAAGAGGCGCAGAAACCGAAGUCCGCGACGCCAAAUUUGAGUGCCUGGUUCAAAGCCUUUGGAGCGCCGAAAUCAAAAAAGAAGGACGAGGAGGCGGAAGAGGCGACGAUGAUAAAAAAGGACGGGGAUUCGCAGGAGUCGUUUUGCGGCAGGCAACGACGGCUGAGCACCGGCGGCAGCAGCGUCAGCGAAUCGGUGUCGAGUUUCUCCCAGGAAUCGCCACCGGCGCCGCGCGCAGCGCAUUCCCCGCAGUGCCAGCCCGUGAUAGCCCCGACCGAGCCGAUAAGGGGCGCGGGCUUCUAUCAGGACGCGUUGUCGACCGGUAGCAGCCCCUACAACAGUCCCUAUUACGCGACCCCACCGAGAUACAGCGCGCAAUUGCCGCCCACCCCGUCGCCGCAGAAUCAUCCGUUGUCCCCGGCUUAUCCGUCGCCUUACGAGCAACCACCGCCCGUCUAUCCUCAGGUACACGCGCAGCCGCCGUAUCAGUCGCCGUAUCAGAAAUCCUCGCCUCAGGACAACGCCAGCGAGCCGCCGUAUCCGCAGAUGUCUCCGCAACGUUUCCCGCAACAGUUACCCGCCGGCAAUCAAAAUCAAUCGCCCGUUUAUCCGCAACACUCCCCGCAAGCGAUGCAGCCGGUGUAUCCUCAGCCGUCGCCCCAGACACCGCCGUCGAAUUACUCGCAGCCAUCGCCGCAGCAACCAUCCACCCCGAGUUACUCGCAGCCGUCACCGCAGCAGAACGCGGUCGCUAAUUACUCUCAGCCCUCGCCCCAGGCGGUCGCCAGUUAUCCGCAGGUUUCUCCGCAGCAGCAGCACUCCCCUUACUCGCAGUCCUCCCCUCAGACGCCGCCGAAUUACUCGCAGCCGUCCCCGCAACAGCACUCCCCGUACGCACAGUCCUCGCCUCAGCAGCCCGCUGGAUACAGCCGUCUGUCGCCGCAGCCGCCGCCUGCGAAUUACUCGCAGCCCUCGCCCCAACCACCCAGCGCGUACGUGCAGCCGCCCCCUCAGCCGCCGAGCUUCUCCCCGCAGUCGUCGCCGCAAACACGGCCCGCCAACUACUCCCAGUCGUCGCCGCAGCCACCAAGCUCUUAUCCGGCCCCGCAACACGACCGGAGUUACUCGCAGUCGUCGCACCAGCAGAUCCAGACCUUCCCCCAGCACUCGCCGCAAGCGCAGUCCCCGUUCUCCGAGGCGUCGCCGCAGAACAGCUCGUAUUCCCAGUCGUCGCCGCAGCCACUGACCAAUUACCCGCAGUCGUCUCCCCAGCAGUCGGCAACGUACUCGCAUCCGCUGCACUCGCCGCAGACACCACCAAAUUACUCGCAACUUUCGCCGCAACAGGUGUCUGGGACGGUGACGGCGACGGCACCGGCGGCGACGGCGGCGGCGGCGGCGGCGGCGGUGGUGAAUUACUCGCAACCGUCGCCUCAGCAGUCGCGCAAUUAUCCACAAUCCUCCCCCCAGCAAAAGUCCACGUGCAAUCCCGUGCAGCCGCCGCAACAGUCGCCCGGCUACUCGCAAUCCUCUCCGCAACAGGCCGCCAAUUACUCCCAGCUUCAGUCGUCCAAGAACUCGGAGGAAUACGGUGCUCAGGCAACGGCGCUGUCUGCGAGUUAUCCCCAGGACUUCAAGCAAAAUCCCACGUACAUUCAGCAGUCGCCCACGAUAUCCUCGUCCGUGAACGAGACUGAACACCGGGCGGAGUAUCUCAAGCCCAACGCUACCGAGAAGCCCGUGACAACGGGCGAUCAGCAGAGGAACUUCUCCGUUCAGUCGGAAUCGUUGAACCUGAACGCGAAUCAUCAGAUCUACCAGUCGGCGGGUCAAUACCCGCCAACGUAUCCGAACAGCUUUCCCAACGUCGAGCUUCAGAGGUCCGCCUCGAGGCACGGCGGCCAGCCGCAGACGCAGCAGCAACAGCAAUCCGCGCCGCAAGACUCGCGGGCCGGUUUCACCGAGAUCCAGCCGCGCGGGUUCCUCGGCAAGGCGCCGUCCGGCAGCGGUGAUCAAUUGCCCGCGGCCGCGCCGGAGCAGACGCAACUGCUGGCGUUCCAGCAGAACCUGACGACGGCCCACGAGCCGCUUUACCCGAGCGGCUUCCAGCCGUCCGCCUACUCGCUACCGCCGCCGAACUCGAGGCCGGUGUAUCCUAGUCCGCAUUAUUUCGACCCCGGCUCCAAGUCCACCGGCGGCAGUGGAGCCGCGUCUGGCGGCUCCUCCGGCAAUCCACCGCCGAUGAAGAAACGCGCGUACGAGCCGCCGCCCGGCGAGUCGGGCGCGCGCGGUCUACCGCAGGAGAGCGCGGUGACGCGUUCGGGUCAGGAGCAGUUCCCGAGUUUCGAGCCGAUGAUGGGCCUGCCGCAACCGGAGGCCGUGUCGGUCAGUCAGUUCGACGGCACGCCGUUCGUCGGCGGCCUGGCCGACUCCAUGGCGAGCAAUUCGCCGUACGCGCGGCUGAGCCUCGGCCUGGUGGGCCGGCCGACGAGCAAGGAGCAGCAGCAGCUGUUGACGAUCCCGCGACCGCCGCCCGGCUCGAAGACGGAGCAUCUCGCCGCUUACGGGCGCGGCGCCGCGCCCAGCCCCGCUGAGCUCGAGCAGCUCAACCUGCUGCAGAGCCUGCAGAGCGCGGCCAAGACCAGCCAGGGUAUCCUCGCGAUAUCCCGGCGAUCCGGCGAGGGCGACGUGCGGGCGACACCCGUCGCCGCGAUGACCCCCGUCGCCGCGACGCCGUCCAAGACGAAGAGAAGCCGGAAGAGCAAGCAUCCGCAGCAGCAGCAGGAGCAGCCGAGCGCGGCCAUGACGGCGACGGCCGUGGCGACGAGCGCCGAGCAGCAGCAAACGGCCGCCGGGAUGCCUGCCUUCCCGCAGUACGCGGCCGCGACCGCGGCCGAGUCGAUCGGCGCCCUGAAGACGGUACCGCCGCCCGCAGGUAGUGCCUUCAACUUCGCCGCCUCGGCGAGCGGCGCGACCGCCGGCCACGCGCCGCCCUUCCCCUACGACAAGGACGCCACCGCGGCGGCCGCACUCGCCUUCCUCACGGACGAGUUCCGCAAUCCGAGCAGUUACUACAACAUGGCCCUGCGUCAGCAGCAGCAGCAGCAGCAACAGCAGCAGCAGCAGCAGCCGCCGCAGCCGCCGAUGGUGCCGCCGACGGUGAGCAGCGCCUCGGGUCAACCGACCGCCUGCAACAAACUCGGCAACCAACCACCCAGGAACUACCCGCCGCCCCACUCGUUCCUCGCCCAGAGAUCGCCCUACGUCCCGCCGGUCUCCGCCUACGUCGCGCACAGCCACGGGCCCAACCUGAUGGACCAGGCCGCCUACCAGCAGUACCUCCACUCGCUCUACACCCUCCAGCCGCCGCAUCACCGACCGUCCUGGCUUUAGCCACUAAGAUCGCUGCAAGAUCGGUCCGUGAUUCGAUGAUGACAGAUCAGCCUUCUCGCGGAUCUCGAAACGACGUGAUCGUUUGGGCUCCUGAGGAAUACCAAGUGUUAAUCGAAAAUCUCUUGGCGAGACGCGCGAGAGAGAAAGAGAGAGAGAGAGAGAGAGCAGUAUGCCCUUGUUUUGUCAAUUUUCUAUUUUAUUCACAAGGGACAUCCUCCUCGCGACUUGUCUUUUCUCCUUUUUUUUUCUUUUUUUUCUUUUUUUUACGUAAUUGACCGUCGUGCGUACCCAUGAGGCUCUCUACGGAGUAUUAGAUGAACGACCGUUUGUAGAUUUAUUUGACCGCAACUUCCUUCUCACGAGCGACCGUCGCAACUCGAGUAGCUUUGACACUUUUACACCGUUCGUCGAGGGAAGCCGAGCUUCUACAUGUACAUAAGGGUCUACUUUCGAUAUAGGAAUUUUUGAUAGUUUUCUAAAGCGAGAUUAACCGGCAGAUUCAGUAGCUCUAAGUCAAUCCGCAUUGUCUAUCAAAAGUUCCUGCGUGCGCGAGCGUCGGACAAGGUAAUCUCCGCGGAUAAACAAUGUAUAAACGUAUAUUUGUGCGACGACGCACCGCCGUUUGCGCGCAUUGUUGACUCGCUAGGUGCGUCUUGCUGAUCCGCGUUGACGGACGCGCGAGUUCCUCGUCGGCACACGCGCGUGCGUGUGCUUCGGGACACGGCGAUCCUGCAAUAUUGAAGUAUUUUGCGUUGUUAAUUGAACCGACGACGGGCGUCCUCCCUAUCUGCAUCUCCGCCGUUCGGGUCCACAAUUGGCCGAGUGUCGUUUAGCCGUCGGGCUCCUCCCCCGUCGAUCCUCCCGCUCGGCCCGCUAGCGAAUUAAUCGUCGAACUUGUAGAAGAGGAGGAACUCCCGCCUGGGAGACCGAGGAUUUUUUUUGUGUAUAAUAAUUAAUCGAGCGCGCUCUGUUGCUGGUGUACGUUAUGUAGAUUACCUAGCGUCGUAAGGGACCUAGCACGUAAGGGAGUUAGGCUUUCUUUGUAUAUAUACAUAUGAAACACAUAUCUCGCGUAGAUGACGAUUUGCUCGAAUCUUCAAUGAGGGGAUCUCGAACGUGGGAUCUGUGCAAAGACCCGGGAAGAGGAUCGCGACGAGUCGAAUCCUCGUUUGGAAGAGAAAGAGGCAUGGUUUUUGUUUUCUUUUUGUCGGGAGAGGCAUAUAAUAGUAUAACGAGAGAUCAGCAGAAAUAUAUGUGUAUAAGCCCCAUGUGCGGAAUAAGAAACAAAAGACGAAAUAUACCAUAAUACGCCGCUAUCGUCGUUACACCCAUUAAACUCAUCUUUAUCGUCGAGGCAGAGUAUUCGUCGGGAGGAGAAGCGGUAUUGAAACUUAUAAAUAUAUACAUAUAUAUUGUAAAUGUAUAUUGUAAAUGUAUCUAUGACAAAUUAAAGCGCAGUUUGUUACAAAA